AUGAUCGAGGGGCAAGAGGUGAAUAAGGUCUUGGUCGAUGGAGGCGCAACUGUGAUCAUCUUACCCAAGACAAUGCUGAAGAGGUUUGGGAAAUCCUUGGCUUAUUUGAAACCUCACAAUAUAAUGAUCUCGGACUACGCAGGAAAAUCUUCGCACCCUGAAGGCAUGAUUCUGCUUGAUGUGCAGAUUGGGAGUGUAAAGAUGACCACCAUGUUUAUAGUGACGCCAUCUAAGGCGAAUUUUAAUGUCUUGCUAGGUCGAGAGUGGAUCCAUGGGGUAGGAGUCGUCCCUUCCACGGUGCAUCAAGAGAUCUUCUUCUGGAACGAUGACGAAGGGUUGGAGGUUCUCGAGGCUGACCAGAGAACAUAUGAAGUUGGUAUGUAUUUUGCUGAUCAAUAA
This is a messenger RNA of Cajanus cajan (pigeon pea), 399 nucleotides long. RefSeq lists its product as uncharacterized. The record is from RefSeq and is a predicted model, not a curated record. NCBI's taxonomy places the organism in Eukaryota, Viridiplantae, Streptophyta, Magnoliopsida, Fabales, Fabaceae.